AAGUGGGCGAGGCCACAUGUGCAUGACGACCAUGUCCAGCGUGCUUGGCCCUCUUUCGACCAUCUGCUGCUGAGCCACCUGCUGCCGAGCAAGACGUCAGACGUCUCGAGCCCACGAGCAGCCGCACAGACCCUCGCAAACGAAAGUCGUCCCAGUUGCAUCCUCGAGUCGUGUGACUGCCUUCGAUCGUCAAGAUGGACGAGAAGCACGCAAGUUCGGACGUUUCGUCUGGCUCAAACACCAUCGAACACGCUCGCACGCAUGAUAACGAUGCAUCGAACGGCAAUGGCACACAGGGCACGGCUUACACCAACGAGAAAGCAGCGCUGCCCGCUGAGCGCAUGCAGACUGACACGGCACUCACGAAAGAGAAAGAAAAGGGCGAGACUGAGCAUGUCGACGAGCUGAAUGUACUCGAAGCUGCUCGCAAGAACAGGGACUUGCUCAUCUCCAACGUCAAUGCCCGGCUCGCGAAUCCCUUGGCAGGAUAUACACCAGAACAGCUGCAAGUCAUGGGCCGUCGAUAUGCCCGUGAGCACGGCAUGGAAGACAAGGAGGACAUCUUUGCCAAAGGUGCCGUCGUUGCAGGUGAUCCAGGUGGCUUUGAAAAUAUCCCCACUCUCACCGAAGAAGACAAAGUGAAUCUCCGUCUGGAGCGCACUCACAAGUGGAAGAACCCAGGCACACUCUAUUGGCUGGUCAUCUGCUGCUCGCUUGCAGCUGCCGUACAGGGCAUGGAUGAGUCUGUCAUCAGUGGCGCCAACCUUUUCUUCCCACAGCAAUUUGGCAUUGCCACCUCGACCGACGUCGAUCCUACCCUGACCGCAGCCCAGAUCAGUCAGAAUGAACUUUUGCUUGGUCUUGUCAAUGGCGCGCCCUACCUCUGCUGCGCCAUCCUUGGCUGCUGGCUGACAACCCCUCUCAACGAUUGGUUCGGCAGACGAGGCGCAAUCUUCAUCACUGCCAUGAUCUCAUUCCUCACUUGCAUCUGGUCCGGUGUCACCAAUUCUUGGCCACAUUUGUUUGCGGCGCGAUUUGUCCUCGGAAUCGGCAUUGGCGCAAAGUCGGCUACUGUGCCCGUGUACGCAGCAGAGUGCAGCCCACCUGCUAUCAGAGGUGCACUCGUCAUGAUGUGGCAGACUUGGACUGCAUUCGGCAUCAUGAUUGGAUACGUAGCGGAUCUCGUCUUUUACAAUGUUAAAGAUACAGCUCACGUGACCGGUCUCAAUUGGCGACUCAUGCUUGGCUCUGCUGGCUUCCCUGCCAUCAUUGUCUGCGUUCAAGUCUUGUUCCUUCCCGAGUCGCCCAGAUGGUACAUGCUUCGCAACCGUCAUCGUAGCGCUUUCGAAUCCAUCCGUCGUUUACGCUACGACGACAUUCAAACUUCCCGAGACCUGUUCACUAUGCACUGUCUUCUCGAAGCCGAAAAGGACGUCAUUCACACCCGCAAUCGCUACCUCGAAAUCUUCACGAUCCCCCGCAACCGUCGCGCCAUGCAAGCCAGCACGAUUGUCAUGUUCAUGCAACAAUUUUGCGGUGUCAAUGUGAUCGUCUACUACGUCGCUACCAUCUUUACGGAAGCCGGUUUCAGCAAUCAAAGCGCUCUCUUAGCAUCCUUUGGCUUUGGCGCCAUCAAUUUCACCUUUGCGCUGCCUGCUAUCCUCACCAUAGACAACUUCGGCCGUCGCAACCUUGUGCUUACGUGUCUUCCGCCAAUGGCCGCCUCCUUGCUUCUGACCGGUUUCGGCUUCUUCAUACCCGAAGAUAACAAAGCCCACAUCGCUGUCAUCGCUCUGGGCAUCUAUAUCUUCGGUAUAUUGUACUCCCCUAGUAUGGGCCCCGUGCCCUUCAGUUACAGCGCCGAAGCGUAUCCUUUAUCCGUCAGAACGAUAGGCAUGUCUCUGGCGACCGCAACAACUUGGCUCUUCAACUUUAUACUGGCGUUCACGUUUCCAAGACUUUUGUCUGCAUUCAAACCACAGGGCGCAUUCGGCUACUACGCCGCAUGGAACAUCAUCGGCUUCUUCCUCACUCUCUUCUUCGUGCCAGAAACGAAAGGUUGGACGCACUCAUGUCGCAAUAUGCGGCUGACGCAUCUUCUUGCAGCACUCUCGCUCGAGGAGCUCGAUCAGGUCUUUUCGGUGCCUACAAUGACGCACGCAAGAUAUCAGGGCCGAGCGUUCACAAGAAAUAUGCGUCGAUGGAUCUUGCGACAGAAAUUGCCGCCAAUGGAACCCCUCUAUCAAUUCGACGAGUCCAUGGCGAAAUCUUACGCACCUACCGCUGGUGGACACUGAUUGUCCAAUACAGCAGCCAUCAGGCUCGGAUUUUGAGGCGCGACGUGAAACUACUCUCAGGCUUGUACUUGAGCGGCCAGUGCCUGU
Mixia osmundae IAM 14324 is the source of this 2384-nucleotide messenger RNA. RefSeq lists its product as uncharacterized. Gene Ontology annotation, molecular function: myo-inositol:proton symporter activity. Bases 195 to 2297 code for a protein of 700 amino acids. The transcript is spliced from 8 exons. Gene Ontology annotation, cellular component: membrane. The record is from RefSeq and is a predicted model, not a curated record. NCBI's taxonomy places the organism in Eukaryota, Fungi, Basidiomycota, Mixiomycetes, Mixiales, Mixiaceae. Gene Ontology annotation, biological process: transmembrane transport.